Molecule: messenger RNA, 3457 nt
Organism: Acipenser ruthenus (sterlet)
Lineage: Eukaryota; Metazoa; Chordata; Actinopteri; Acipenseriformes; Acipenseridae
Product: mitochondrial thiamine pyrophosphate carrier-like
Exons: 7
Coding region: 250-1215 (321 amino acids)
Biological process (GO): thiamine pyrophosphate transmembrane transport
Cellular component (GO): mitochondrial inner membrane
Molecular function (GO): thiamine transmembrane transporter activity
Source: RefSeq, a predicted model, not a curated record
GUGGAGCGGGGAUGCCAAUCAAACGUUAGGCGGGAUUUGAGAGUGACAGCUACUCGAGGAAGUGGGCGGAGUUUUCAAGGUGUUUUUUUUGUUAAAAAAAAUAAAGAAAGAAAGAAACAGCUAUAUUAACGCUGAGAGACUUUAAAUCAUGUUUUUACCUACGAUUUUAAUUAGCCUUUUUUUCUUUUAACGCUUUUAUGUUAUAUAAUCAAGAUCAUUUUGUAUUGGAACGCGCAGUGCUGCUGUGGAAUGGUUGGCUAUGACCCCAGAGCAGAGGGCCCUGUUCUGUCCACCACGGAGAUCGCAGCAGCGGGAUCUGUGGCAGGAAUGGUCACAAGGGCCAUGAUUAGUCCCCUCGAUUUAAUUAAAAUCAGAUUCCAGCUUCAGAUUGAGAAGCUUUCUGUUCAAAACCCACGGGCCAAGUAUCAUGGUAUCUGGCAGGGCUGUCGAUGCAUCCUUACUGAGGAGGGACUGCCGGCUUUCUGGAAGGGACACCUCCCGGCCCAGCUGCUGUCUGUCACCUUUGGAGCUGUGCAGUUUGUUAGUUUCGAGAUGCUGACGGAGUUUGUCCACACCAGCACCCCCUACGACAGCAGGAAUGCUGCGGUGCACUUCGUGUGCGGGGGCCUGGCUGCCUGCACCGCCAGUGUGGCCUGCCAGCCGCUGGACACCCUGCGCACCCGCUUCGCUGCCCAGGGGGAGCCCAAGGUGUACCGGAAUCUGAGGCACGCAGUGGCCACCAUGUACCGGACGGAAGGCCCCCUGACGUUUUACCGUGGCUUGACCCCCACCGCGAUCGCGGUCUUCCCCUAUGCCGGCCUCCAGUUCUUCUUCUACAACAUAUUCAAGCAGGUCUACCUGUGGGCCUUUCCCGCAGACCCAGACUCAAAAGGUAAUAUUAGAAACCUGGUGAGUGGGAGCUGUGCCGGGGUUCUCAGCAAGACCAUGACCUACCCCUUCGACCUGUUCAAGAAGAGGCUGCAAGUGGGGGGCUUCGAACAGGCUCGGACCCCCUUCGGACAGGUGCGCUCUUACCGGGGGUUUCUAGACUGCAUUGUGAAGAUCGGCCAGGACGAAGGGGCAAGAGGAUACUUUAAGGGUCUGUCACCCAGCUUGCUCAAGGCCGCUGUCUCCACGGGAUUCAUCUUCUUCUGCUACGAGUUCUUCUGCAACACCCUGCUGAGCCUGAAGGAAAGCACAGAGACGGGCGAUUGAUUAGCUGCAAGAGAGAGAGAGAGGCACUGAGCUGCACUGCGCACCUCUGACAUCCCCUGGGCGAAAGUGCCUCACUCAUAUUCUGCACUAGAGCUCUGGAUUAUUCAAACUCUUUCAUGGUUCUUGGUUGAGCUCCUGGUCAGAGGGAGACUCUCUGGGACCUGGGACCUCAACCACAGGCACGGCAAGAGCCUGCCGUCAGUGAUGUGACCUGAAUCUGUCCGCAGGAUCCAACGCCACUCCACUGCUGUCCUGGAAUAGUGGAGUCCUUGUGCUUUUCCUCACUCUCCACUAAUACUCUUUGAUCAGUUACCUAGGUGGACCUGCCCUGUCUCAUUUAAAUGGUAUUGCCAGUUCAUGUGAUGUAAGGGCCAGGUUUGCUCAGUAUUUACUGCAGUGCCAAAUCAAAGAUAAACAUGUCCCAGAACUAGCGACAGAAAAUUUAGGCUUCUGUUCUCCUUGGGAGCUUCUAGGUUAACAUAAAUGAUGUAUUUAUUUAAAGGUUUUUGGAACAUUUUGACAUUUUCCUUCUGGUUGAAAUGCUUAGUGAAUCUGGCCCCCAUUAUCCUGGAACCCAGUAUCCAGUACAGUGGAAAGGAUAGAAGUAAGUUUAAUACAAUAUCACUGUUAAUGUUUGCUGGGUAGAAAGAAAAGAACAUAGAAACUAUGAUGAAUCACGCACAAAUACCUCUCCUGACCCCUCCUGGGCACCACAGGUAAUGGUCUGUCUCAAUGGGCUCCACUGUUUGCACUAAAUUAAAUAUGUGUACAGAUUUAAUGAAUAGGUGUAUGCCAUUGAGUGGUGUCUGACUGGCGAUUGAGCCCAGGUCCCUUCCAUUAGGAGGAAAGGGACUUGCAUUUGCAGUGUAUUGUGCAGCACCUUUAACAAAGAACAGCAAAGUCUUGAGGUGCCUGGGAGUGGAGUGGCAGGAGCACAUUUGACCCCUCACAUCAGUAUCCUUUUAUUAUUGAUCUCACAUGUUGCUGGUGAUGUUGGGAGUGUGAAACCAGGUGAGGUAUUCCCCAGGGCACCAGGAUUGUCACUUCUGCUGACUGGCAACACUUCUUAAUUAGCAGCUCCAACCUGAUCUAGCUUCUAUCUGUACUUCUUAUUAACUGUACUUGUUAAAUACUGCAAAAGUAAAUGUAAAAUCAGUUUAUUCAUCUGUCUUUAGGGUGAAUGCUUACCUUCUUAUCUGUACAUAGAAUUCUUUAAGGCAACGGCAACCAAAACUUAGAUCAAAAAGCCAUUUUAAUGCAAGUUACCGACCCAACAGUAAAGAAAAUCAUGUGAACUACAGACAGAGAAGGAGUGCUCUAUUAUACUGACCAAGUGGGCAGGACUGCUACAGGGGGGAAUAGAUGUCUUAUCAUAGGAGAAGAUAACAGUGCUAAAACUGGGAAUUAAAUAUAGCAGGAUAAAAAAAACUUCUACAAAAUAUUAUAUAGGCCAGACAUUAAAGUAAUCCUUACUCUGUAACUGAUGAGUUGGGCGCCACUGUUUUGUUUCUACUAAUCCAAGUACUAUGGAAUUUACUGGAUGCAACUGAGUGUGUGUGUGUGUGUGUGUGUGUGUGUGUGUAUAUAUAUAUAUAUAUAUAUAUAUAAAACAAGUCCUUAUUGGGCUGCUACAGUUUUAUAAAGAUGUGUUUCUUAUGUGUUUUUUUACUGCUUUAACAGGGUUUGGGGGCUAAAUUGUAACGUGUGUUGCUGCAUCAAACUUUUGUAUUCUAUAUUAUAAUUAUUAUUAUUGUUGCGUCAAACCCAUCAACCCUUCGUCCUGCAUUGACAGGCAUGUGCCUAUCCAAGUGCUCGGCUCUGAUUCUUAGUCAGGUAUUCAUGUGCAUAUCCAUGUGCUCGGCUCUGAUUCUUAGUCAGGUAUUCAUGUGCAUAUCCAAGUGCUCUGCUCUGAUUCUUAGUCAGGUAUUCAUGUGCAUAUCCAUGUGCUCGGCUCUGAUUCUUAGUCAGGUAUUCAUGUGCAUAUCCAUGUGCUCGGCUCAGAUUCUUAGUCAGGUAUUCAUGUGCAUAUCCAAGUGCUCGGCUCUGAUUCCUACAUCAGGUAUUCAUGUGCAUAUCCAAGUACUCGGCUCUGAUUCUUACAUCAGGUAUUUGCAUGCUUUGCUUGCCUUCUGAAGAAUGUUGUUCAGUUACAAUGUUGUCUCAAUGUACUGCAUUACUGCACUGUGUAACUAAUCAGCUGUAUUUUGAAAAGGAUGAAAAACAUUAAAUACUUUAUUUCUGA